This is a messenger RNA of Myripristis murdjan (pinecone soldierfish), 2844 nucleotides long. RefSeq lists its product as uncharacterized. The transcript is spliced from 4 exons. The record is from RefSeq and is a predicted model, not a curated record. Gene Ontology annotation, biological process: protein ubiquitination. NCBI's taxonomy places the organism in Eukaryota, Metazoa, Chordata, Actinopteri, Holocentriformes, Holocentridae. Gene Ontology annotation, molecular function: zinc ion binding; protein binding; ubiquitin-protein transferase activity. The coding region runs from base 1 to 2823 and encodes 940 amino acids.
AUGGCUUCCAGAUUUGAGAAGGAUCUCAGCUGUCCUGUCUGCCAUGACAUCUUUAAAGAUCCUGUGCUCCUGUCAUGUAGCCACAGCUUCUGUAAAGCCUGUCUGCAGAGCUGGUGGACAGAGAAACCAACAAAAAACUGUCCAUUUUGUAAGAGAAGAUCUUCAAAGAGUGAUCCACCUCGUAACUUGGCACUGAAGAACCUGUGUGAGGCCUUCUUACUGCAGAGAGAUCAGAGAGCUUCAGCAGGGUCGGAGCUCCUCUGCAGUCUGCACUCUGAGAAACUCAGGCUCUUCUGUCUGGACCAUCAGCAGCCAGUGUGUCUCGUCUGUCGAGAUUCAAAGAAACACACCGACCACAAGUUCAGACCCAUCGACGAAGCUGCUCAGGAUCACAGAGAAGAACUUCAGAAAUCACUGAAGCCCUUACAGGAGAAACUGGAGCUCUUUAAUAAAGUCAAAGGAAACUGUGAUCAAACAGCAGAGCACAUUAAGGUCCAGGCCCGACGCACUGAGAGGCAGAUUAAGGAGGAGUUUAAGAAGCUUCACCAGUUUCUCCAAGAGGAAGAGGAGGCCAGGAUCACCGCUCUGAGGGAGGAAGAGGAGCAGAAGAGUCGGACGACGAAGGAGAAGACGGAGGCUCUGAGCAGAGAGAUACACUAUAUUACCAAAACAGCCCUUUCAGACACAAUCAGAGCCAUAGAGAAGGAGAUGAGAGCUGAAGACGUCUCAUUCCUGCACAACUACAAGGCUACAGUGGAGAGAGUCCAGCGCCCCCUGCUGGAGGAUCCACAGCUGCUCCCAGGAGCUCUGAUAGACGAGGCCAAACACCUGGGCAACCUGAGCUUCACCGUCUGGGCCAAGAUGAAGGAGGUGGUCUCCUACACUCCUGUGGUUCUGGACCCCAACACUGCCCAUCCAGAACUCUUCCUGUCUGAAGAUCUGACCAGUGUGAGACGAGGAGAGGAACCUCAGAAACUUCCUGAUAAUCCAGAGAGAUUUGACCACUACUGCAAUGUCCUGGGAUCUGAGGGCUUCAACUCAGGGACUCACAGCUGGGAUGUUGAGGUUGGAGACAGUGCAGUCUGGGGACUGGGUGUGAAAGAAAAGUCUGUUCAGAGGAAGGGAAGCACACUAUCUGGAUUAUGGGGAAUAUGGCUCUCUAAUGGUAAAUACUCAUCAUGCUCCUCACCAGGUCCAGCCACUGAUCUCCCAGUUCAGAAGAAGCUCCAGAGGAUCAGAGUUCAUCUGGACUGGAACAGAGGACAGCUGACAUUCUCUGAUCCUGAUACUAACACACACAUACACACCUUCACACACACUUUCACUGACAGGCUGUUUCCAUACCUUAACACCACAGAAACACUGAAGAUUUUACCAGUGAAGGUCUCUGUGACUGUAGAACAGCACUAUCUGAGAGACAAAAUGGCUUCCAGACUAGAGGAGGAUCUCUGCUGUCCUGUCUGCCAUGAUGUCUUUAAAGAUCCUGUCCUCCUGUCAUGUAGCCACAGCUUCUGUAAAGCCUGUCUGCAGAGCUGGUGGACAGAGAAACCAACAACAGACUGUCCAUUUUGUAAGAGAAGAUCUUCAAGAAGUGAACCACCUCGUAACUUGGCACUGAAGAACCUGUGUGAGGCCUUCUUACUGGAGAGAGAUCAGAGAGCUUCAGCAGGGUCGGAGCUCCUCUGCAGUCUGCACUCUGAGAAACUCAAGCUCUUCUGUCUGGACCAUCAGCAGCCAGUGUGUGUCGUCUGUCGAGAUUCAAAGAAACACAGCGACCACAAGUUCAGACCCAUCGACGAAACUGCUCAGGAUCACAGAGAAGAACUUCAGAAAUCACUGAAGCCCUUCCAGGAGAAACUGGAGCUCUUUAAUAAAGUCAAAGGAAACUGUGAUCAAACAGCAGAGCACAUUAAGGUCCAGGCCCGACGCACAGAGAGGCAGAUUAAGGAGGAGUUUAAGAAGCUUCACCAGUUUCUCCAAGAGGAAGAGGAGGCCAGGAUCGGCGCUCUGAGGGAGGAAGAGGAGCAGAAGAGUCGGACGAUGAAGGAGAAGACGGAGGCUCUGAGCAGAGAGAUAGCAGCCCUUUCAGACACAAUCAGAGCCAUAGAGAAGGAGCUGAGAGCUGAAGACGUCUCAUUCCUGCUCAACUACAAGGCUACAGUGGAGAGAGUCCAGCGCCCCCUGCUGGAGGAUCCACAGCUGCUCUCAGGAGCUCUGAUAGAUCAGGCCAAACACCUGGGCAACCUGAGCUUCACCGUCUGGGACAAGAUGAAGGAGGUGGUCUCCUACACUCCUGUGGUUCUGGACCCCAACACUGGACAUCCAGAACUCUUCCUGUCUGAAGAUCUGACCAGCGUGAGACGAGGACAGAGACAGGAACUUCCUGACAAUCCAGAGAGAUUUGACUUCUACCCUGCUGUCCUGGGAUCUGAGGGCUUCAACUCAGGGACUCACAGCUGGGAUGUUGAGGUUGGAGACAGUACAUACUGGGUCCUGGGUGUGAUAGAAGAGUCUGUCAAGAGGAAGGGAAGCACACGAUCUGGAUUAUGGGGAAUAUGGUUCGAUGGAGAUAAAUACAAAGCAGGCUCCCUUCCAGGUCAUAUCACUGUUCUCCCAGUUCAGAAGAAGCUCCAGAGGAUCAGAGUUCAUCUGGACUGGAACAGAGGACAGCUGACAUUCUCUGAUCCUGAUACUAACACACUCAUACUCACCUUCACACACACUUUCACUGACAGGCUGUUUCCAAUCAUUUGCAACACAGAAAAACUCCCACUGAAGAUUUUACCAGUGAAGGUCUCUGUGACUGUAGAACAGCACCGUUAGAAAUAGAUGACAUCUAUAACA